Messenger RNA from Penicillium arizonense, 1821 nucleotides. Its product is annotated as Zn(II)2Cys6 transcription factor. NCBI's taxonomy places the organism in Eukaryota, Fungi, Ascomycota, Eurotiomycetes, Eurotiales, Aspergillaceae. The transcript has 3 exons. The record is from RefSeq and is a predicted model, not a curated record. Gene Ontology annotation, biological process: positive regulation of transcription by RNA polymerase II. Gene Ontology annotation, molecular function: zinc ion binding; transcription cis-regulatory region binding; DNA-binding transcription factor activity, RNA polymerase II-specific. The coding region runs from base 1 to 1821 and encodes 606 amino acids. Gene Ontology annotation, cellular component: nucleus.
AUGCUCAGAAGCCUCACUUGCAGGGAACGACGCGUGAAGUGCGACGAUGGCAAGCCCACAUGCGUACGGUGCUCCAAGUCAGAUCGUAUCUGUCGAUAUGCCCAGGUAAAUGACCAGCGACAUGCAACCGAACCCGGUGCCGACUAUGAGUCCCCACGGGCACAAUCAGAUUCAAGAGGGGAGAGGACUGAGGAGGUAUGUGUUGGACGAAACGGUAUCAGCGAUUUAGGCGUCGCUCCAGAGGAGCAGCCGAGCUCCGGCCCAGCGCCCUACUUUCAGGCUACCUGCUCAGCCCCAGCUGGAGUCUCCGUGCCACACCACCACAGCGCCUCAAAUGAAACAUUGCAGAAUGACAGUUUGGAUAAAGCCAACGACCAGAGUCUGUCCGGCCUUGACUCCGGCUUCUUGGGUUCUCCACUUCCACCUAGCCAGAUAGCCUUGCUCAACAUAUCUCCGGGGGAGUGGUUCGACCUGCUGGCACGGGAUGCUAUCAGCAACAUCCAACGACUCAAUGACGCGUCGACGGGCGACCCACGAUGGAAAUUCCCCGAAAUUGCCCUCUCGCGCAGACAGUCCCCAGCCCCUGGAUACCCUGGGGCUCACCCCGAGCAAGCAAAGAGGCAAUCUGCGCAACAGCAACCUGCUCUGGAACAUCGAGAGAAUGGGAUCGAAACCGCCAUACCAGAUUGCCGCCAAUUACUCCAGCCUUGGAACACAGCGAGUAGGAUAGAAUUAUCGGCACUCGACCUCACUUUCUUUCGUUACUAUAUCGAAGUUGUUGGGCCAAUCCUAGACUUGUUUGAUCCCGCUCAGCAUUUUACUAAUGUCGUUCCCCAUCUUUCACUGCGAAACACAGGGCUCCUGAAGUCGAUACUCGCAGUUGGGGCUAAGCACAUGUCUCUCGGUCUGAUGCAUGUAUCAGAUGAAAAUGCACAUACCCCAACCUCGCUAGCAGCAGCGACCAACUUGCCGUCAAAACAAGAUCCAGCACACUUGGCUACACAGUAUUAUUAUGAAACGCUUCAAUAUCUCUCGCAGACAUUGCUCUAUCCUUCCUAUGCGGAAUCCAGAGAGAUUCUGGCAACAGCCACCAUGAUCAGUACGUAUGAGAUGUUUGAUGCCGACAACGCCUCGACUAGCGGUGACUGGGAGCAACACCUGCGAGGCUCCUUCUGGAUACAACGGUCUCAGGACAAUGAUGGCGAAUCCGCGGACGGCUUGAGGCGAGCCGUGUGGUGGGCUUGGCUCCGGCAGGACAUUUGGGCGGCUUUUCAGACGGGGCGGCCAACGCUUACCUUCUGGCGUGCUCGCAAAAGCCUCGAGGAGCUCGACUCAGAUGAGCUUGCAGCAAGGAUAGUCUACAUCUGCGGCAAGUGUGUAAAAUAUGCCGCUUCGGAUGAGAUGUCGCCAAAUAAGGAUCCAAGACACAGAAUCCAGGAGGGUGACAGGCUUCUCUGCGCACUCGAUGACUGGUAUCGUGUGCUCCCCGCUUCUUACCAGCCGGUCACUGUCGUCACGGAUCCCGGCUCAGAUGCUGUGUUUCCGCCUGUCUGGAUUCACCCGCCUAGCCAUGCAGGCGCUAUGCAGAUGUACCAUUUUGCAAGGGCCACUGUGCUUCUGAAUCAACCCACGAUGGGUGGUCUCAACGCCUACUGCCUCCGCGACAAGCAGCUAAGUGAAAGCGUUAAGGUGGUCUGCGGCAUCGCCAAUGCGUGCCAGGAACAUGAAUCAGCAAUAGCCUUUGUUAACGUACAGGCUCUGUUUGGAGUUGGCCAGUUUGUUCGGUCGCUUGAGAUGCAACGCGAGCUGCUCCCCUUCUAA